CCGGACUUGACGCGGCCGAGCACCGGCGCCUCUCCGCGGUCAAGAUGCUGCAGAACGUGACUCCCCACAAGCUCCCUGGGGAAGGGAAUGCAGGUUUGCUGGGGCUGGGCCCGGAGGCAGCAGCACCAGGGAAAAGGAUUCGAAAGCCUUCUCUGUUGUAUGAGGGAUUCGAGAGCCCCACCAUGGCUUCUGUGCCAGCUAUACAACUGACCCCUGCUAACCCGCCACCCCCUGAGGUGUCCAAUCCCAAAAAGCCAGGACGCGUAACAAACCAGCUGCAGUACCUGCACAAGGUGGUGAUGAAGGCUCUCUGGAAGCAUCAGUUUGCCUGGCCAUUCCGGCAGCCCGUGGAUGCUGUGAAGCUGGGUCUGCCGGAUUAUCACAAAAUUAUAAAACAGCCUAUGGACAUGGGUACUAUUAAGAGGAGACUUGAAAACAGUUACUACUGGGCUGCCUCAGAGUGUAUGCAGGAUUUUAAUACCAUGUUUACCAACUGCUAUAUUUAUAACAAGCCCACUGACGACAUUGUCCUGAUGGCACAGACACUGGAAAAGAUCUUCCUACAGAAGGUGGCUUCCAUGCCACAGGAGGAGCAAGAGCUUGUGGUGACCGUCCCGAAGAACAGCCAUAAGAAGGGGGCCAAGCUAGCAGCACUCCAGGGCAGUAUUACCAGUGCCCAUCAGGUGCCUGCUGUUUCUUCUGUGUCUCAUACAGCCCUAUAUACACCACCGCCUGAAAUACCUACCACUGUCCUCAACAUUCCCCACCCAUCGGUCAUCUCUUCACCCCUUCUUAAGUCCCUGCAUUCUGCUGGACCCCAACUCCUUGCUGUGUCAGCAGCUCCUCCAGCGCAGCCCCUUGCCAAGAAAAAAGGCGUUAAACGGAAAGCAGAUACCACCACCCCUACACCUACAGCCAUCCUGGCUCCUGGCUCCCCAGCUAGUCCUCCUGGGAGUCUUGAGCCAAAGGCAGCACGGCUUCCUCCUAUGCGCAGAGAAAGUGGCCGCCCCAUCAAGCCCCCACGAAAAGACUUGCCUGACUCGCAACAGCAACACCAGAGUUCCAAGAAGGGAAAGCUGUCGGAACAGCUAAAGCACUGCAAUGGCAUUUUGAAGGAGUUGCUCUCUAAGAAGCAUGCUGCCUAUGCCUGGCCUUUUUAUAAGCCAGUGGACGCUUCUGCCCUUGGCCUUCAUGAUUACCAUGACAUAAUAAAGCACCCCAUGGACCUCAGCACUGUCAAGCGGAAGAUGGAGAACCGCGACUACCGGGAUGCACAGGAGUUUGCUGCUGAUGUGCGGCUCAUGUUCUCCAACUGCUAUAAGUACAAUCCUCCAGACCACGAUGUUGUGGCCAUGGCUCGGAAGCUACAGGAUGUGUUUGAGUUCCGCUAUGCCAAGAUGCCGGACGAGCCACUGGAGCCAGGACCUUUACCUGUCUCUACUGCCUUGCCUCCUGGGCUGGCCAAGUCAUCCUCAGAAUCCUCGAGUGAAGAGAGUAGCAGUGAGAGUUCCUCCGAGGAAGAGGAGGAGGAUGAGGAAGAUGAGGAGGAGGAAGAGAGUGAAAGCUCAGACUCUGAGGAAGAAAGGGCCCAUCGCCUGGCAGAACUGCAGGAGCAGCUUCGGGCCGUUCAUGAACAACUGGCGGCCCUAUCCCAGGGCCCAAUAUCUAAGCCCAAGCGGAAGAGAGAGAAAAAGGAAAAAAAGAAGAAACGGAAGGCAGAGAAACAUCGGGGCCGAGUUGGGAUUGAUGAAGAUGACAAGGGGUCUAGGGCACCUCGCCCGCUUCAGUCCAAGAAAUCUAAGAAAGCUGGCGGUAGUAGCAGUGCUGCUACGUUAGGCCACCCUGGCUUUGGGACGUCUGGAGGAAGUAGCAACAAGCUGCCUAAAAAGGCCCAAAAGACAGCCGCACCUGUCCUGCCCACUGGUUACGAUUCAGAGGAGGAGGAAGAAAGCAGGCCCAUGAGUUACGAUGAGAAGAGGCAGUUAAGCCUGGAUAUCAAUAAAUUGCCUGGAGAGAAGCUGGGUAGAGUGGUACAUAUUAUCCAGGCCAGGGAGCCCUCCUUACGUGAUUCAAAUCCGGAAGAAAUCGAGAUUGAUUUUGAAACGCUCAAGCCAUCCACACUUAGAGAGCUUGAGCGCUACGUUUUAUCCUGCCUUCGAAAGAAGCCCCGGAAGCCCUACACUAUUAGGAAACCUGUGGGCAAGACAAAGGAGGAGCUGGCCUUGGAGAAGAAGCGGGAACUAGAGAGGCGCUUGCAAGACGUCAGUGGACAGCUCAACUCUGCCAAGAAGCCCCCCAAGAAGGCGACUGAGAAGACGGAGCCGUCAUCGGCACAGCAAGUCGCGGUGUCCCGCCUCAGCGCGUCCAGCUCCAGCUCAGACUCCAGCUCUUCCUCCUCAUCUUCAUCUUCUUCAGACACCAGCGAUUCGGACUCUGGCUAAGGGGCCAGGCCAGAUGGGGCAGGAAGGCUCCGCAGGACCGGACCCCUGUACCACCCUUCCCCACCACUUCCCCUUGCUGUGACACUUCUUCAUCUCGCCCCCCUCCAUAGGAGAGCUGGCUCUGCAGUGGGGAGGAAUCAGGGACAUGGACAAAAUAAGAUUGAAUUCCUAGCCCUGUUGGGAGUGACCUCGUGGUGUCCCUGUUGAGGAUGAUGGGGGCGGGGCAAGGGUGGGAGUGGGCAUAGGCCUGGCACAAAGCCACCUGAGGCCACUGCUGUCCUGUUCACUUCUAAGGGCCCUGUUUUGAGGUUUUAAUUUAUUUAAGCUAGGUAAGGCUGUUGGGGGGGUCCAGUAGCGCCGUGGUCCUCCCUCCAGCCUCCAUGGGGAGGGAAGAAAAGAGGGAGCUGGUUUUUUUUUACAUUGACUUUUUUUUUUCUACUCUUCCCUUUUCCUUCCACUCCAUUUGGGGCUUGGGGAUUUUAGUCACCUCCGUUUGGCCCCAGACUGUCUGUCUUCUUGAUUCUAACUUGUAAAUAAAGAAAAUAUUAUUGAA
Messenger RNA from Psammomys obesus (fat sand rat), 2994 nucleotides. RefSeq names its product bromodomain containing 2 (gene Brd2). Gene Ontology annotation, cellular component: nucleus; chromatin. Gene Ontology annotation, biological process: chromatin remodeling; regulation of DNA-templated transcription. The transcript has 12 exons. Lineage: Eukaryota; Metazoa; Chordata; Mammalia; Rodentia; Muridae. The coding region runs from base 45 to 2441 and encodes 798 amino acids. The record is from RefSeq and is a predicted model, not a curated record.